AUGCAAUGUUUGAACUUAUGUGAAUUACCUUGGAAAUGGGAAUACUAUACAUGGUCUAAUAAACAACAAGGUGCAAAUAGAGUUUUCAGCAGGAUUGAUAGAGCUAUUGAAAAUGAUGAAUGGAUGAAUACUUUUGGUCAUAUGGAGGUGGACUAUAAAAUGCCUUUUAUCUCAGAUCAUGCACCUAUGAUCAUUACUUUAAGGAGGGUUGAAUCCAGUGGCAAGAUCCCAUUUAAGUUCUUUAAUGUUUGGGCUGAUCAUGAAGAUAUCUUAUUAGUGGUUGAGGGAGUUUGGCAAACACAACUACACUUAGACACCAUGAAAGAUAUCCGGUACAAGUUGAAGGCUCUUAGAUUAGAAUUGAAGCAACUUAAUAACAAUGAGUUCAGAGGAGUAACAACUAAGAUAGAGCAUCUCAGAUACAGGUUGCAGGAUACUAAAGAGCAGCUAAACAGAGGCUACUCUGAUGCAGUAGCAUUAGAGGAGAAAAAGUUACUUGAAGAGCUGAAAAGAUGGUCACUAAUAGAGGAAAACAUCCUUCAGCAAAAAUCCAGAGCUAAGUGGAUAAAGCUUGGUGAUUCUAACACCAAAUAUUUCUCAGUUGUCAUGAAGGAAAGAAGUCAUAAAAAAGUUAUUGCAAAACUUACUAAUGCCUUUGGAGAUAGACUCACUGACCAGAAGGAGUUCCAACAAGAAACAAUUGCCUUCUACAAAUCCCUUAUGGGAUCAAGAUUAGAUCACUUGCCUGCAAUGAACAAAGAGAGAAUGAAAUUGGGACCUGUCUUCACACAUUACCAGCAAGUGAGCCUGUAUGCUGUGGUCACUGACCAAGAAAUAUUUGAAGCUCUGUGUGCAAUUGGAGAUGAUAAAGCACCAGGUGUUGAUGGCUAUAAUGCACUAUUUUUCAAAAGAACUUGA
Messenger RNA from Nicotiana attenuata, 918 nucleotides. RefSeq lists its product as uncharacterized. The transcript has a single exon. Lineage: Eukaryota; Viridiplantae; Streptophyta; Magnoliopsida; Solanales; Solanaceae. The record is from RefSeq and is a predicted model, not a curated record. Bases 1 to 918 code for a protein of 305 amino acids.